UCUUGCUUCAGCCUCAUCAACCUCUGCUCGUUUCAAUCUUCAACAGCCUGCAAACAAACCGACAUCAUGGCAGCAGGUACGAUCGAUAUCGACAAGCCGGGGAAGUAUCCUAUCGUACUCAGCGACGCAUUACUGGGCAAAACAUCAAAGAAUGUCUACACGGGAAUUCGAUACAAUCACAAACCAGAUACCUCAUCCGACUCAUCCAGCGCCCUCCUACAACCCUCGUCUGAUUCUGAUUCACGAUACGACCUCACUUUGACAGAUGCUUCAAAAAUGUAUUCCUACGAAGGAUCCCGAACCUCUGCAGACGGCCAAUAUGUCCUGAUAUUCGACCCUAUGAAGAAGCACUUUGUUCUCCACCGAGUAGACUCUACUUUCGACAUGAACCUCGUCUCCGCCCCUUGGUCCUCAGAUGUUCGAGAUCAAUACCCUCAAAUUGAACCCUCCGAGCCCAAGCCCGCUGCCACGACCGCACCACAAAGAAAAGCCUCAAAGGGCGGAAAGAAGGCUGCUGCUACAAAAUCUACGACAGCCAAAGCUAGCAUACCGAGGCAAAAAGUUGAGAAGCCGAAGAAGGCAGCGAAACCAGCACCCCCUCCACGAGAACCUACGCCUGAACCAGAAAAGGAUAGUGAUGAUGGGCUUACGAUUGAAUACCCCGAUGCACCUGCUUCAAGACCGAGUGCGAAUAACAGCCAAGCAUAUAAUUCAACGCCGGUAUUUCAUAGGAAUGUCAGUGAGGAUGUCAGCGACGAAGACGAGGAUGCAGAAGGAGAAGAAUACGAGGAUGAAAGAGAGAGGAAUCAAGAUGUGGAUCAUUUGAAAUUACCUAGUCCAGCAGGCAAUGUUGGGGGUAUGAGUGAUGAGGAUAUUGAGGAUGAAUUAGAAGCAGAAUUGGAAAAGGCGCUGGAUGCGAAUGAGAGUGAUGAGAGUGAGGAGGAAUAAAAUGUGUUUAUGUAUUUGGUGUCGGAUUUGUGCUGAGAUGCACGACGUUCACAGGCUGGGGAUUCACUUGAUGCACAUAGAUCGGCGUGCCAUUCAUGAGCCAUAUGAGAGAGAAAACUACAGAAAGUCCUAGAUCGUGGCAUUCUUUUUUUCAUGCUGUUG
This is a messenger RNA of Mollisia scopiformis, 1110 nucleotides long. RefSeq lists its product as uncharacterized. NCBI's taxonomy places the organism in Eukaryota, Fungi, Ascomycota, Leotiomycetes, Helotiales, Mollisiaceae. The transcript has 2 exons. The record is from RefSeq and is a predicted model, not a curated record. The coding region runs from base 67 to 948 and encodes 293 amino acids.